Molecule: messenger RNA, 1169 nt
Organism: Stomoxys calcitrans (stable fly)
Lineage: Eukaryota; Metazoa; Arthropoda; Insecta; Diptera; Muscidae
Exons: 3
Coding region: 316-960 (214 amino acids)
Biological process (GO): cell surface receptor protein tyrosine kinase signaling pathway; intracellular signal transduction
Source: RefSeq, a predicted model, not a curated record
UCAUUAAGCCCUCAUAUCGUAAACAUGUCGUUGCGCGAUCACAUCAUACGUACAACUAAUAUAUGGUUUAUAACAUAAUAAACAAUAAUAAAAAGAAAACACGAUAACAAUUACAAACAAAUAAAGUUUGCAUUUAAAAUAUUUAACUUAUAUUUGGCCAAAGAAAGGUGUGUUAGCCAAUAUUUAGCAACAAAAACAUCACACUUUUAACAUAAAAUCUGGUUUAACACUUUCCGGGUUCGUCGAUAUCUUGUCUUCGUCGCCGUCAUCGUCUUUGCCGUUACAGUCGCUCUCUGUAGUUUUUGAGUUACAGCUAUGUGUUGGUCUUUACGUGUCUAUUGGACUGUUCUGCACAAUCUUUUUGCCCGGUUCUUCACAAAUCUUGCCAUCAAAUGUUCGGCGUGUGCUUCACAGCAGUUGUGCUGUUGUUGCUAUUGCUGCAGCAGCGAAGACGACUGCAGCUGCUGUCACAAAUAUCUCCAGCCAAUGGGUAGUUCUUCGGAUGUUGGGGCCUACGAUACUCCGGAGAAUCAUUUGGAUCUGACGCAACAGUCUGGGAGAGAAUUCCAUGAUUAUGUCAUUGUGGAUGACAUUGAUGCCGAUUACUUACAAAUCGAAAAGAGGAAAAUUGAAACGGAACCAUUUUAUAGGACCAUAGAUCGAGCAACUGCUGAAGACAUACUUACUGGAAGAGAAGAUGGUACCUGCUUAGUGAGGCCAUACAAAGAGGAGGAUGUUAGCAUAAAAUACAUAGUCAGCAUAUAUGCUCAAAAGGAAUUCUUUCAUUUGUUCAUACGCCAAAUACCAGGCACUGAACUAUAUGCCAUAGGCCAAGAAAAGCGCCAAGAGAAAUUAUAUCGCACACCAAACGAGAUCAUAGAGUUUUAUAAGCACAACACACUGCAGUGUACAAAUAAGGAGUGUACCUUAAGUUUAAUGUUAAGGCCGAUUGUAGUUUAGAAUAUGUAAUUAGGCAAUGAGAUCUAAGAGUAUGAUAAGUUAGUUUUCCGGAAAAAAUUAAAAAAAGUUUGUUGACUUUUAACAUUUUAUUUAAAAUUAAGUGAAAUAUUAAAAUUAAAAUGUGCCAAAAAUUCCAAAAAUAUCAUUCCAUUUACAAAAUUGGAAAAAUGUUUGUAAGAGAUAAUUAAAUUAUUAAAAUUUGUUUUUAA